GGGACACCACGCAUGGCGUCCGGCUAUCGGCGAGUUACUGCGCGCGAUAGCAGCGUCGUCGAAUGCAAAUCAUUUCGAAAUUGCCAUGCAGACGCCAGAGUCGCAGGUCGAGUUGGGCAUGCCGCCAGCAGCCGCGCCGACCUUUCUCCAGCGUGCCAAGGAGUGGGCCAUUGGCCACAAGAAGAUUGUCGGGGCCCUUGGCGCCGUGGCCAUGAUUGGCACCGUCCUCGCGGUCGUGACCGCCAGCCCAAGCGUUGACAGUGCCACCGGCGUCUCGACCGGUGCGAACGGCGCCGGCAUUUGCUACGACUCGACGGAAAACCCUGCGGACCUCGAGCGCCACUUUGGCUUGAUCAAGCAAAAGUACUCGUCCGUGCGCACGUACCAAGUGACGUACGGGGGCAAGAACAUGAUUGACGUCGCCGCCGACGCCGGUCUCUCCAUCGCGGUCGGUGUCUGGAUCGAAGGCGGCAACUGGGACAAGGAGCUCCAGGCUGCGAUUGACGGCACGAAGCGCCAUCCCGGUAGCGUCAAGGCUAUCUACAUUGGCAACGAAGAGCUCCACAAGGGCUGGGGUGCCGGCGCUGUCGUCAACGCCAUCAACAAGGGCAAGUCUGCGAUCCGAGCCGCUGGUAUCAACGUGCCUGUCGGUACCGUCCAGAUCGACGGCGACUUCUUGCGCAACCCGCAGGUCGCCGACGCCUGCGACUCGAUCGGUGUCAACAUCUACCCGUUCUUCAGCGGCCCCGAGUCGAUUACCAACCCGAUGGGCGAUCUCAACGCGCGCUGGAGCGCAAUCACCAACAAGUGGGGCGGGAAAGCACGCAUCACCGAGACGGGCUGGCCCUCGGCCGGCGGCUCGUACAACGGCCACCACUCGACGUACGACAACGCCAAGAGCUACUUCGACAAGUUCAACGACUGGGCCGCCUCCAACGGCGGCGACACGACCUACUACUUUAUGUUCAAGGACGUGCCCAACAAGGGCGGCUACGAGACCAACUUCGGUGUCAUGGACGGCAAUGGCAACUGGAAGUACGGUGGCGCACCGGCGCCGCAGCCCCAGCCGUCCCCCUCACCGCAACCGCAGCCGUCUCCUUCGCCCUCGCCGCAACCGCAGCCGACUCCUUCGCCCUCGCCGCAACCGCAGCCGACUCCUUCGCCCUCGCCGCAACCGCAGCCGACUCCUUCGCCCUCGCCGCAACCGCAGCCGUCUCCUUCGCCGUCUCCCCAGCCGACCCCAUCGCCUUCCCCGUCGCCGCAGCCGACUCCGUCGCCAUCGACUGAGAAGCCCACCGAGAAGCCCACGGACGCACCGACGCCCAGCCCGACGCCUAGCCCGACCCCUAGCCCAACGCCAGAGCCGACGACGGCGACGCCGGAGCCUACCACUGUGACGCCUGAGCCGACGACAAUCGAAGUCGCCUUCAACAAUGGCUCGUCGUCCAGCAACAGCACGAUUCCAUCCAACAACUCGACGGGGUCGUCCAACUCGUCCUCCAAGUCCGAGGAAGAUGCGCUUCUUGGUACGCCGGUGACGCUUGUGCCGUCGUCGGGGAGUACGCCGGGUGGUGCCACGGGCGCAACGCCGGGUCCGGGUGCGACCAAAACCAGUGGCCAGGAGACGCUCAACCAGAACAACGCCAACACGGGUGCCGCCGACGAUUCGAACGGCAGCAAAUCGGCGGUGUCCUACGUCCUCGGUGGCAUGGCACUCGUCGGUGUUGCCGCCGUCACGGUCCUCGUCGUCAACAACCGCCGCAAGAACCGCCUCCUCGAAGAAGAGAAGGAUGUCUUUAUGUCGAACCGCGACGACAGCAUGAUGGCCGUGCUCCAGACGCGCAAGAGCGCCAUCGCGGUGUUGUAAACUCGUAUGUACUACGCGACUAACAUCACUUUUUGCCUUAAUUUACAAUCUUGAUUCAUUCCUUGUCCAAUA
Saprolegnia diclina VS20 is the source of this 1939-nucleotide messenger RNA. RefSeq lists its product as hypothetical. The transcript has a single exon. Bases 86 to 1867 code for a protein of 593 amino acids. The record is from RefSeq and is a predicted model, not a curated record. NCBI's taxonomy places the organism in Eukaryota, Oomycota, Saprolegniomycetes, Saprolegniales, Saprolegniaceae.